GGCUGGGCUGGCGGAGCGUCGGCGUGUUGGGCAGGGCCAUGCCCUGGCGGCUGACACUGCUGCUGCGACGGCAUCCGCGGACAUGGUGCCCCGGAGGUGGAUGACCACGCUGGCCGCCCUCACGACACUCAUGACGUCCACCACCGAGCGAACGACACCGCCGCCGCCGCCCCAGCUGGGCGGUGCACUGCGGUUCGACGAUCAGCGGCAACCGCUGCGUGCCCGCACCGCCAAGCCACUGCGGGCCCAGUUGGCCGCGCUCACACCUUCGGCGGCGACUCUGGAAAGGCGCGCGGCACUCCGCUGGGGGACACGGAGGCUCGACCUGGUCACCGUGGCACAGGUGGCGCUAACAGCGGCCACCGUGUCCGCCCUGGUGCUGGGCCUGUCCUGUUACGCCGUGCCACAGCCAGCGAGCUAAGAGGGACGGUCGCCACUGCCGCUACACGAAGGUCUCCGACGGGACGGCGACGCCCGACAAGCGGCGCACGCUGAGAGUGUCGCCCGUCGGGCCUGCGGCCAGGUGCAACCGCGACAACUGGGCUUCCAUCUCGCUCGUCAACCUGCUCAACAACUACCCGGCGGCGCGGGAUGUCGAAGCGGGUCUCCCGGCCAACGACGACCGUGGCGACGACGUCUACAGCAGGACGAGCGGCACCAUCUGACCGCCACGUUCCUUCAUGCACUGUUGUGCGCGUUUAUGUGAAUGCUCUAAAGAAAGGCGCCUGGGCGUUGUUAA
Dermacentor silvarum is the source of this 739-nucleotide messenger RNA. RefSeq lists its product as uncharacterized. The coding region runs from base 83 to 421 and encodes 112 amino acids. The record is from RefSeq and is a predicted model, not a curated record. NCBI's taxonomy places the organism in Eukaryota, Metazoa, Arthropoda, Arachnida, Ixodida, Ixodidae. The transcript has 2 exons.